This is a messenger RNA of Oncorhynchus keta (chum salmon), 3947 nucleotides long. Its product is annotated as proteoglycan 4-like. Gene Ontology annotation, molecular function: structural constituent of egg coat; acrosin binding. The record is from RefSeq and is a predicted model, not a curated record. Gene Ontology annotation, cellular component: egg coat. The coding region runs from base 1 to 3834 and encodes 1277 amino acids. Gene Ontology annotation, biological process: binding of sperm to zona pellucida; prevention of polyspermy. Lineage: Eukaryota; Metazoa; Chordata; Actinopteri; Salmoniformes; Salmonidae. The transcript has 9 exons.
AUGGCGGCCGGGGUGAGGGCGGCGGCCGGGCCCAACUGGUGGUUUCCUCCAACCAACAACCCCCAACCUCAAGUUAAGCUUAAGCAGCCCCAAUGGCCAGAGCCCCAGUGGCCACAGCAGCAAAUUCCCCAGAAACCACAACAGCGGACUCCCCAGAGGCCAGAGUCCCAGGGGCCACAGCUGCAGACUCCCCAGAAGCCACAUCAGCAAACUCCCCAGAGGCCAGAGCCCCAGGGGCCACAUCAGCAAACUCCCCAGAGGCCAGAGCCCCAGGGGCCACAACAGCAGACUCCUCAGAGACCAGAGUCCAAGGGGCCACAGCAGCAAACUCCCCAGAGACCCGCGCCCCAGUGGCCACAGCCCCAUGGACCACAGCUGCAGACUCCUCAGUGGCCCCAGCUGCAGACUCCUGAGUGGCCACAGCUGCAGAAUCCCCAGAGACCAGAGCCCCAGGGGCCACAGCUACAGACUCCCCAGAGACCAGAGCCCCAUGGACCACAGUUGCAGACUCCCCAGUGGCCACAGCUGCAGACUCCCCAGGGGCCACUGCUGCAAACUCCCCAGAGACCAGAGCCCCAGGGGCCACAGCUGCUGACACCCCAGGGACCAGAGACACAGGGGCCACAGCUACAGACUCCCCAGGCACCGGCACCCCAGGGGCCACAGCUGCAGACUCCCCAGAGACCAGCGUCCCAGGGGCCACAGCUGCAGGCUCACCAGGGGCCACAGCUACAGACUCCCCAGGAACCAGCACCCCAGGGGCCACAACUGCAGACUCCCCAGAGACCAGCGCCCCUUGGGCCACAGCUGCAGACUCCUCAGUGGCCCCAGCUGCAGACUCCUCAGUGGCCACAGCUGCAGAAUCCCCAGAGACCAGAGCCCCAGGGGCCACAGCUACAGACUCCCCAGAGACCAGAGCCCCAUGGACCACAGUUGAAUACUCCCCAGUGGCCACAGCUGCAGACUCCCCAGGGGCCACAGCUGCAAACUCCCCAGAGACCAGAGCCCCAGGUGCCACAGCUGCUGACACCCCAGGGACCAGAGACACAGGGGCCACAGCUACAGACUCCCCAGGCACCGGCACCCCAGGGGCCACAGCUGCAGACUCCCCAGAGACCAGCGUCCCAGGGGCCACAGCUGCAGGCUCCCCAGGGACCAGAGCCCCAGGGGCCACGGCUGCAGGCUCCCCAGGGGCCACAGCUACAGACUCCCCAGGAACCAGCACCCCAGGGGCCACAACUGCAGACUCCCCAGAGACCAGCGCCCCAGGGGCCACAGCUGCAGACUCCCCAGAGAAUAGAGACCCAGGGGCCACAGCUGCUGACUCCCCAGAGUCCGGUGCCCCAGGCGCCACAGCUGCAGACUCCCCAGAGAACAGCGCCCCAGGGGCCACAGCAACAGACUCCCCAGAGACCAGAGCCCCAGGGGCCACAGCAGCAAACCACCCAGAGACCAGAGCUCCAGAGACCACAGCUACAGACUCCCCAGUGGCCACAGCUACAGAUUCCCCAGGCGCCACAGCUACAGACCCCCCAGAGACCAGAGCCCCAGGGGCCACAGCUGCAGACUCCCCAGAGACCAGAGCCCCAGCUGCAGACUCCCCAGAGACCAGAGCUCCAGGGGCUACAGCUGCAGGGGCCACAGCUGCAAACUCCCCAGAGACCAGAGCCCCAGGGGCCACAGCUGCUGACACCCCAGGGACCAGAGACACAGGGGCCACAGCUGCAGGCUCCCCAGGCACCGGCACCCCAGGGGCCACAGCUACAGACUCCCCAGGUGCCACAGCUACAGACUCCCCAGAGACCAGAGCCCCAGCUGCAGACUCCCCAGAGACCAGAGCUGCAGGGGCCACAGCUGCAAACUCCCCAGAGACCAGAGCCCCAGGGGCCACAGCUGCUGACACCCCAGGGACCAGCGACACAGGGGCCACAGCUACAGACUCCCCAGAGACCAGAGCCCCAGGGGCCACAGCUGCAGACUCCCCAGAGACCAGAGCUCCAGGGGCUACAACUGCAGGGGCCACAGCUGCAAACUCCCCAGAGACCAGAGCUCCAGGGGCUACAGCUGCAGGGGCCACAGCUGCAAACUCCCCAGAGACCAGAGCCCCAGGGGCCACAGCUGCUGACACCCCAGGGACCAGAGACACAGGGGCCACAGCUACAGACUCCCCAGAGACCAGAGCUCCAGGGGCUACAACUCCAGGGGCCACAGCAGCAAACCACCCAGAGACCAGAGCCCCAGGGGCCACAGCUGCAGACUCCCCAGAGACCAGAGCUCCAGGGGCUACAACUCCAGGGGCCACAGCAGCAAACCACCCAGGCACCGGCACCCCAGGGGCCACAGCUACAGACUCCCCAGGCGCCACAGCUACAGACUCCCCAGAGACCAGAGCCCCAGCUGCAGACUCCCCAGAGACCAGAGCCCCAGUGGCCACAGCCCCAGAGACCACAGCUACAGACUCCCCAGGCGCCACAGCUACAGACUCCCCAGGCGCCACAGCUACAGACUUCCCAGGCGCCACAGCUGCAGACUCCCCAAGGUCCACAGCUACAGACUCCCCAGGCGCCACAGCUGCAGACUCCCCAGGGCCCGGCGCAGCAGCUGCAUACUCCCCAAGGUCCACAGCUACAGACUCCCCAGGCGCCACAGCUGCAGACUCUCCAGGGGCCAGAGCCCCAAGGUCCACAGCUACAGACUCUCCAGGGGCCAGAGCCACAAGGUCCACAUAAACAAACUCCCCAGUGGCCAGCAGUAACUAAAACUCAAAAUCCGAGAUGCCAAGUCGAGUCUAAGGAUACAGUGCAAUGUGGAACCUCUAAAAUUACUUUGGCUCAAUGUGAGGCUAUCGACUGCUGCUUCAAUGGACAGCAGUGCUACUAUGGGAAGGCAGUGACUGUGCAGUGUACCAUGGAUGCUCAGUUUGUGGUGGUGGUGGCCAGGAAUGCCACUUGGCCCAAAAUAGACAUUGAUACCAUCAUUCUGCUGGGGGGAAACAACGGCCCCUGCAGUCCUGUUGGCAUCACUUCAGCCUUUGCCAUAUACCAGUUCCCUGUCACAGCCUGUGGAACCACUCUGAAGGAGGAAAAUGGUUAUAUGGUUUAUGAGAACAGGAUGGUGUCUUCCUAUGAAGUGGGGGUCGUACCCCAAGGCGCCAUCACCAGAGACAGCCAAUUUGAGCUGCUGUUCCAGUGUAAGUACUCCAAUACUGCGGUGAAGGCUCUGGUUAUUGAGGUGAACAGUGUUCCUGCACCUGCUCCGGUUGCUGUUAUGGGACCGCUCAGAUUGGAACUCAGACUGGCCAAAGGAACUUGUGACACCAAGACAUGUAAAGAUGAGUCCAGUGCCUUCACAUCGUUUUACACUGAGGAAGACUACCCUCUCACUAAAGUCCUGAGACAACCUGUAUACGUUGAGGUGCGCAUCCUGGAGAAGAAGGAUCCCAACCUGGUCCUAUUGCUGCAGCGCUGCUGGACCACCUCUGACCACAGCCUUGUCAGCAUGCCCCAGUGGGACCUCCUCAUUGAAAAAUGUUCCGAACAGAAUGAUAAGUACCAGACCACCAUGGUCCCUGUGGAACUCUCCUCUGGCCUUCUGUACCCCAGCCACUACAAACGCUUCAUCCUCAAGAUGUUUACCUUUGUGGAUCACACUCUGGCUCCCCGCAAAGAUACAAUUUUCAUCCACUGUAGUGCAUCUUUGUGCUACCCUACUCCAUGGGACUCCUGUGAACCAAAAUGCAACAAACAAAGAAGAUAUGUUGCUUGGAAGAAGACGAGGCAAACUGCUGUGGUCUCCAGUGGAGAAGUGGUCCUGGUUGACAAAAAGCCAGCCUAGCCUUCAAACUACUGAUACUAGCAACAGUUUGUAGCAGGAUAUGAAAUGAUGUACUCCGUCCUUCCAUACCCAUUACAGGGUAGGUAUUGAAAAGCACUGGCAGUACUUUUUCU